CCAGCCGAUAUGACCCCGGCUGUGUGGGACUAUAUUUUCUUUGCUGACGCUAAACUACCCGCUGGCAGUAAGAUCAAGAAGGAACAUCUGGAAAGGAUGAAGCGAGAAUUCAAUUAUUGGUACCCGGUAGACCUGCGAGUUUCGGGAAAAGAUCUCAUCCAAAAUCAUUUGACGUUCUAUCUCUACAACCAUGUGGCGAUUUGGCCCAACGAACCUAGCAAGUGGCCCCGAGGCGUCCGUUGCAAUGGACAUUUGUUGCUGAACUCUGCCAAAAUGUCCAAGUCGGAAGGCAACUUUUUGACACUGUAUGAGGCGAUUGUCAAAUUCAGCGCCGACGGAACGCGUCUGUGCUUAGCUGAUGCCGGAGAUAGUAUCGAGGAUGCUAACUUCGUUGAGAGUUCGGCCGAUGCUGGAAUUCUGAGAUUGUACACUUUUAUCGAAUGGGUUAAGGAAACGCUGGCUUCGAAGGCUGCUUUGAGAAAAGGCAAACAAGAUGAUUUCAACGAUGCCGUUUUUCUAAGCGAAAUGAACCUAAAGACUAAGGAAACGGAUGAAUACUACAAGAAGAUGUUGUACAAGGAAGCUCUACGUACAGGGUUCUUCGAAUUUCAAUCUGCCAGAGACAAGUAUAGAGAGCUGUGCGGCGCAGAUGGAAUGCACGUAGACUUGGUUCUUGAAUUCAUUCGCCGACAGGCCCUACUGAUUGCUCCCAUUUGUCCCCAUGUAGCCGAAUACGUUUGGGAAUUGCUCGGAAACAAAUCCAGUAUCAUGAAAGCAUCUUGGCCUCAAGUUGGAACCAUAGACGAAAAGAAAAUCAAAUGUUCAACCUACCUGAUGGAUGCCGCUCAUUCGUUCCGCGUCAAUCUGAAGAGUGUAUCGCAAACGAAAACCAAGGGCGGAAAAGCUCUUCCUCCAGCGCCCGCUCUAAAACCUAGUGACGGUAUAAUUUGGGUCGCAAAAACUUUCCCUCCUUGGCAAUCCUGCGUACUCGAUACAAUGCGGGAGCUGUUCGAGAAGAACAAAGGUUUCCCCGACAACAAAAUCAUCGCCGUGGAACUUGGCAAAAAAGAAAUCCUCAAGAAGUACAUGAAGCGAGUGAUGCCUUUCGCUCAGAUGGUACGGGAACGUGUUGAGUCUUCGGGAGGACCUGGCAAAAGUGCUAUGGAUGUGACACUCGACUUCGAUGAACGCGAGGUUCUCGAGAAAAAUCUCGAAUAUCUCAAGAGUACCCUGGAGGUGGAAUCGCUCAGCAUCCGUUUCACUGAUGAACCGGACGCACCGGAAAAGAUGAAGGAAGAAGUGCGUCCCGGCGUGCCGUAUAUCGUCUUUAGCGUGAAACCAUUUGUGGCCGUUGUUCUGGAAAAUCCAAUCGAGCGAUCCGGACUGUUUACGGUGAAUAUUCAUCUGUCCGAUGGGGACACCUUGACCAGUCUGAAAGAGAAGCUAGCCAAGCAAAUCGGAUUCAAAGCUGAUAUUCGAACUCUGGAAAUUCUGAGAUUCGAGGACCCGAUCAUGGGUCCCCGGAAAAUCCCGAACUUCCAGGACUAUCGCAGCGGCAAAACCAGCCUGGAGGAGGGUUCUUUCAAGGUGGAUGUUGAGAAGAAGCAGGUAUUUCUCAGCAACGGAAAGCUUCAGAACCAUAAUAUCGGAACCAGCUUCAUCUAUGUUAUCAAUUAAACUUAACCGGUAUCGUUGAACGAUUUUUGGUGGAAA
Messenger RNA from Uranotaenia lowii, 1713 nucleotides. Its product is annotated as leucine--tRNA ligase, cytoplasmic-like. Gene Ontology annotation, biological process: leucyl-tRNA aminoacylation. Gene Ontology annotation, molecular function: leucine-tRNA ligase activity; ATP binding. The record is from RefSeq and is a predicted model, not a curated record. The transcript has 3 exons. NCBI's taxonomy places the organism in Eukaryota, Metazoa, Arthropoda, Insecta, Diptera, Culicidae. Bases 10 to 1677 code for a protein of 555 amino acids.